GGAGUAUCCUACACUGGUUCCUUCAUCAUGACCCUGGAGACCAAGAUGAACUUGGCCCGUCUGGGGAAGGAAGGAGAGGGGCUGGGGGAGCAGGGGAAAGAGGGACCUCGGGCCUACUGCCUGGCAGAUAGUGACGAAGAGUCCUCCAGUGCUGGAUCGUCUGACGAAGAGGAUCCCCCAGAAAUCCCCAUGGACAUGCUGGGGGCGGAGGGUUUCGUCGGAGGCCACCGGCCCAGUAAGAUCAUGAGGUUUGUGGACAAGAUCGCCAAGUCUAAGUACUUCCAGAAGGCCACGGAGACAGAGUUUAUCAAGAAGAAGAUCGAGGAGGUGUCCAACACGCCACUGCUUCUCACCGUGGAGGUGCUGGAGUGCCGCGGGAUGCUGGCUGUCAACAUACCACCCCCACCCACCGACAGGAUAUGGUAUGGCUUCAGGAAUCCCCCCCACUUGGAGCUGAAAGCCCGGCCCAAGCUGGGUGAGAGGGAGGUCACGCUGGCCCACGUCACCGACUGGAUCGAGAAGAAACUGGAUCAGGAGUUUCAGAAAAUAUUUGUGAUGCCAAACAUGGAUGACCUCUGGCUACCCAUCAUGCACUCUGCCAUGGACACCCGUUCUAAUGCCAACCUGGCUACUGUGACAACAUCGACCGAUGCCUUGAGGGACCCAGACCUCUCGGAGCCUGAACUCUUUGACGUGUGAAGACAACAAGACUCUCCGUUUCUGGGGUGUUGCUAAGGAUAAGUCACUGGCGACCUGACAUCCCAGUAACCACUGGUGCCAGCGUCGCAGUGGGCGGGGCUUACUUUCCUUCCCUCAGGACAGUGGGCCAAUCCCACAGCCACUCCAGACUGUGGAUCCUCUACCAGGAAGUGAAGAAAGGCAGAGAGAUGGAGAGAGACAGCCUGCUUACUUCUCACUUGGCUGGGAAAUACUGCAUCAUUGGUUUGAGGGAAUAUUAAUCUGAGGACGGUGUCAGACAGGUCAUGGAUUCACAGAGCAUUUGGAUUGUAAGUGUGUGUGUGGUCAGACAAAUUGCCAUGCAGUGUAAACUGAAGAACCACACUACCUGUGAUAUACAGCAGCUACACCAAACGUCAUAGAUGAACAUGAAAAGUGUGUGUACUAAUCGAAUUCCAUGAUAUGCCCUGCAUUUCUUUUUCCAUUGACUUUCAGACCCGAAACCCAUGAAAAAAGAAUGGGUGUAGAUGGUCAUAGAGAGAAGGCUGUGUGUGUGAUUUGUCACAUGCUUCAUCAUCUAAUGCACAUAUGGGCAUUGUGAGACAAUGUCUAUCCCUUUCUCCGCCCCCUCCCCAUCCAUAGCGUGGCAUUCCUUAUGCAAACAGGUCAACGCCACUGUGCAUCGAUCAACAAUACCAUCCUACCCCCAAAACAACUCAAACUGCAGAAGGCAGGCAUGUGGUAGUUACUGAAUAGCCUGGGAUGAAUACCCUUGCCUGAGACCUGAAAAUGUGUGUUGGAUCCUCAAGAUGUCUAUGCUUUAGCUCAGCGUGCUCACACUCUUGUGGCAUGGGUAUGAAACCCGAGUAAGUCACAGAUGAAGGCUAUAUAUAGUAGUUACUGACUGUAUAGCUUGGGAGCUUUCAUCAAAUGCAUAGGGCCUUCAGUGUCUUCUGUCCACCAUUGCCUCAGCCAUUCUGAAGUCAAACCACAUUGUUGACGAGGUGUACAAAUACCAACCAUAAAUCUAUGUAUUGUCACAAGUCUUACAGCUAUGAUGUCAAAAGAGGUGUGUAGAGUGUAGACAGAAGGCCUAAUGAAUGUACCUGUACAUGUAAAGCAGGCAGUUCCCUAACUGGGUCAAAUAUAAAGGACCCUAAUAGACUGCUGACCUAGGGCUCGAUUCAAUCAGAUCCGCUUUAGGCGACAUCUGCAUAAUGGUUGUUUUGCUGGUGGAACUGCAUUAGAGCAGUCAAAUCCACAAGCGGCUUCUGGAAUUCUACCUAAAGCAGACAUUACCAUUGUGUUUUGAGUCGCAUUAAGAGAAAUCCUAUGCAGACCAGCUUACAAGUUCCAACAUUGGAAUGUGAGAUGUUUUCUACACCUUAAUUAGGCUGUUAGUUUUUUUUUUGAAUGAUUUUCAAUUUGAGUGUCAUUUUCUAUAUAGACUAUACUUUCUCAUUCUGAACUUCUAAUGUGUGGGCCGGUGUGGCUUUGUGACAAUGAUCACAAGAGCAGCUGCUCACCGAUUUCACAGCUUCAACAGUUACACCUCCAAAACAUUAGCUUUGCGGGUGUCAUCUAACCCUGGUAAAUGCUUGAUCUGAUUGAAUCGAGUCAUUACUUUGGCAGUGGCAGGAGAUAUUUCUGGAGUUCAUUUUCUAUCAACUGUUUUAAAACGCAGUCAAAUGCAUUUGUCUCGUCUUAUAGGCCAAGCAGCACUUUCACACACAUCUCUUUUUAAAACUGUUUCUCAACCUUUUUUGUACCAGCAACUGGCAAAUCUGGUGUCUUAUUCAGGGGGUGAACUUGUACAGCAAGUCUCACAAUACAGAAACAGGAGAUAGGCUCCUGCCCUGUGGUCCAUUCUGGUCCGGACAAGGUAUGCUUAGUUGCUGCCAAAGCUAUGCGUUUCCUCUUUGGAGCACCACUGCGCUACAUUACUCCAUUGUCAGACACCCAUCGGAGGGACUGAUCAGCAACAUCCCAGGGCCCGGCCAUUGAGCACCACUUUCUUAGACCACGUUCACCAGCUAGGAUACGUUACAGCUUCCACACUCAGAUUCUGAACAUGUUUAGACGCCUGCAGCUGGUGAUUCAAACAGCCAUAACUUAUGUUAGCCAUACCGCUCAACCAAUGGAAACAUGAGCCAUUCAGUAAAUAUGACUGCUUUUCUUUAUCAAUUUCCUGUCUUGAAAUACCUGACUUCAUGCUAUGUACAUGUGAAAAAUAAACCAUUUCAAAUAUCAA
Molecule: messenger RNA, 2929 nt
Organism: Oncorhynchus kisutch (coho salmon)
Lineage: Eukaryota; Metazoa; Chordata; Actinopteri; Salmoniformes; Salmonidae
Product: testis-expressed protein 2-like
Exons: 5
Coding region: 28-699 (223 amino acids)
Cellular component (GO): endoplasmic reticulum
Molecular function (GO): lipid binding
Source: RefSeq, a predicted model, not a curated record